GCGUGGAGGCCGGGCCUCCAUUCUGCUGCAGCCCCGGGCCUCCCGGCCACCACGCCCACCAUCAUCACCCCGGGCUACAGCCCAACCCUUCGCGGUCUCUGCAUCUCCGUGGUCUUGGUGGCCUUCAGAUCGCAGCGCUCAGCCCGUCUCGGCCUCACUGACGGUAUGAGCAUCCUGUACAGCAUCCUGUGCCUCCAUUUGCUUGAGCAGAAUGGUAUUACAGCAGUGCCCACUCCUCGGGACCUUGUAGGACCUCCUGCCACCUCCUCCAGCAGCUUCGUGAGCAGCGGAUCCAAGGCCUGCUUUGUGACUGCAUGCUGGUGGUGAGGGGAGUCUGCUUCAAAGCACACAAGAACGUGCUGGCAGCCUUCAGCCAGUAUUUCAGGAGCCUCUUUCAGAAUUCUUCCAGCCAGAAGAAUGAUGUUUUUCACUUGGAUGUGAAAAAUGUCAGUGGCAUAGGGCAGAUCCUGGACUUCAUGUACACGUCGCACCUGGAUCUUAACCAGGACAAUAUACACGUGAUGCUGGACACAGCACAGUGUUUGCAAGUCCAGAAUGUUCUGAAUCUUUGCCACACUUUCCUGAAGUCAACCUCUACAGAGCAGCCGCCUAGCAUGCCCUGUGGAGGUUUGUUCUCCCUGCAGAGCACACUGAGCCCGGAUGCCACCUGUGUCAUGAAUGAGCCCUCCUCUCCGUCCUCACUGCAGGAGUGCUCAGCAGAGGCCCAGCCUGCUAAAGCUCUGGGUGCACUGCAUCCUCCUGCUCUGUCAGCCGGUCCUCAUAGGUCCGCAGGAGAAGUGUCAAAACCGGCCCCGGAAACUGGAGGGGACAGCUGCCCAGAGCUGCCUUACAGACAGCCUACCUACUGUUACAAGCUCAGAGCCUUGUACAGCAAGCAGUACUACAAACAAGCUGCUUGUUCCAGUCACGAGCGUGCCGCAGGCCAGCCGCUCCCUUUCAGUGCCUCCGCAGACCUGGCCACGGCGGACUCGCAGCCUUCUGGCAACAGCCAUCCCGAAUGCAUCCUGGAGUCUUCGCAGCACCUGCCUUCCGCCUUCCUGGCCCCACCUCCCAGGGACUCGGGCAUUGACCCUGAGGCAGAAGCCUGCCAGCUCCCUACCAAGCAGAUGAGGCUGAAGAAGGCCAUUCACCUGAAGAAACUAAACCUCCUCAAGUCACAGCAGUCAGCUGAGCACACAUCCCUUCCCACCGCAGAUGACGGGUCAGUAAGGAAGGAGGAGUCGGCUGAGGAAGGGUCAGGACAUCAACCUGGAAGCCGAGGCCCUGAGCAAAAGGGAACGGAGGGCCUGGGCCCGGAGACCUUUGGCUGCACCAGCAGCGAAGUGGAGCCUCUCGAAGCCCCGGCCGUCCUGGAAGACCAGUCCCAGGCCCUACAGUCCCAGAGACAGUAUGCGUGUGAAUUGUGUGGGAAACCUUUUAAACACCCAAGCAAUUUGGAGCUGCACAAACGGUCUCAUACAGGUGAGAAACCUUUUGAAUGUAACAUUUGUGGGAAACAUUUCUCUCAGGCAGGUAACCUGCAGACUCACUUACGCCGGCACUCUGGGGAAAAGCCAUACAUCUGUGAAGUCUGUGGAAAGAGGUUUGCGGCCUCUGGUGAUGUCCAGCGUCACAUCAUCAUUCACUCUGGAGAGAAGCCACACCUGUGCGACACGUGCGGCCGAGGCUUCAGCAACUUCAGUAACCUGAAAGAACACAAAAAGACACACACAGCUGACAAGGUGUUCACAUGUGACCAGUGUGGGAAGUCCUUCAACAUGCAGAGGAAGCUGGUGAAGCACCGUGUCCGACACACAGGCGAGCGGCCCUACAGCUGCUCCGCCUGCGAUGGAGACCGACAGCCUGUGGCCACAGUGUUGGAUCAAGAUUCACACACCCCCAGGCUCUCCCCUGAGGAGGACACGUGCCUAUGUACCAGUGUGUGUCCAGGACAAGUGCUUGGCGACGCUGAUGGAGUUGUAGGGAAAUGCUUCGGGGGCUCAGGUGACCUGCGCAGGCACGUCCGCACGCACACUGGGGAGAAGCCAUACACCUGCGAGAUCUGCAGCAAGUGCUUCACCCGCUCCGCGGUUCUCCGGAGACACAAGAAGAUGCACUGCAAAGCUGACGCCAGGAGCCCAGCCCUGCUGGAUGAGCUGAGCCAGGCCAUCGAGACCUCUGACCUGGACAGGUCUCAGAGCUCUGACUCCUUCUCCCAGGACAUGUCUGUCACAUUGAUGCCAGUGUCAGUCAAGCUUCCUGUCCACCCAGUGGAGAGCUCUGUGGCAGAAUUUGAUAGUCACUCUGCUGGCUCCUACUGUAAGCUACGCUCUGUGCUUCACACUCCUAGCAUGAAUGACCAGGAGAAACUGAGUCUAGAUCCCACCAAGCUGGCCAAGCCCCAGGAGCUACAGAGCCAGCCUCAGGCCUACACUUACUCAGAUGUGGACUCCUCGGUGGGCGGAGAGCACCUGCAGGCUGAUGGCACGGCCAUGGUCCGCUCCUCCCUGGCCGCUCUGGACAACCAGUGCGCUGACCCUCUGGGUGGCCGGGCACCUUCGGUGACAUACAGGAACUCCGAGGGACAGUUUUUCUCCAGUAUGACUCUCUGGGGUUUGGCGAUGAAGACGCUGCAGAAUGAAAAUGAGCUGGAGCAGUGACAUGCCACCUUGGUGUCCCCAGCACUGUCCGUUGGGUCUUGAGCCACAGGAGAGAAGUGUCCUGCUCGGGAUGCUCCCCUCUAGCUUUGGAGAGCGGCUGGAUGACUUUCCUCCUGAUGAUCACUCAUAACUGAAGGACCAUAAGCUUGAACUUGGGAGGAACCCGCCCCACCCCAGGAGGCAGAUGAGGAUGGCGAUGGCGGAGCUUGCUUCCUGGCAGCCUCGGUGUGAGAGACAGCUGGUGGACAUAAGACAGACAGAUACCUUGUGUCAACUACUGUGCAGUUUGGUCCUGGUAGAUGACAGAUGUAUGUAUAAUAAUACAGGUACUAUUUUUGCAUUUUAAAAGAUUGAAAUUUUUAGCAUCUUAUAUUUUUAAAUAUUUCCACAGAUUCUAUUUGUGUAUGAAACUUGUAAUUUAAUGUGAAUAAACGGGCUCGCC
Molecule: messenger RNA, 3102 nt
Organism: Nannospalax galili (Upper Galilee mountains blind mole rat)
Lineage: Eukaryota; Metazoa; Chordata; Mammalia; Rodentia; Spalacidae
Gene: Zbtb49
Product: zinc finger and BTB domain containing 49
Exons: 9
Coding region: 315-2660 (781 amino acids)
Biological process (GO): regulation of transcription by RNA polymerase II
Cellular component (GO): nucleus
Molecular function (GO): protein binding; DNA-binding transcription factor activity, RNA polymerase II-specific; RNA polymerase II cis-regulatory region sequence-specific DNA binding
Source: RefSeq, a predicted model, not a curated record